This is a messenger RNA of Pungitius pungitius (ninespine stickleback), 1673 nucleotides long. RefSeq names its product exosome component 2 (gene exosc2). The record is from RefSeq and is a predicted model, not a curated record. Gene Ontology annotation, cellular component: cytoplasmic exosome (RNase complex); nuclear exosome (RNase complex). Bases 68 to 949 code for a protein of 293 amino acids. The transcript has 9 exons. Gene Ontology annotation, molecular function: RNA binding. Gene Ontology annotation, biological process: poly(A)-dependent snoRNA 3'-end processing; U4 snRNA 3'-end processing; CUT catabolic process. Lineage: Eukaryota; Metazoa; Chordata; Actinopteri; Perciformes; Gasterosteidae.
UUCUAAGUGCCAGGGAGAGAACACGAAGAAGAAGGAUUUAAAAAAAGAAAAAAAAAGAAGAAGAAGCAUGGCUGCUGACAUGAGAUUACCAACUCUUCUUAAAUCGGUGUCGUUAUCGGGUUCUGCUUUCGACCGGAAAGAUCUCGUCGUCCCGGGCGAUGUUAUCACCUCAGACACCGGUUUCAUGAGGGGUCAUGGCACCUACGUGGAUGAUGACAAGCUGACGGCUUCAGUCGCUGGAGAGGUGCAGAGAGUAGACAAGCUGAUCUGCGUCAGACCACUUCAGACUAGGUUCAACGGUGAGGUUGGGGAUGUGGUGGUCGGCAGAAUCACAGAGGUACAACAGAAAAGGUGGAAGGUGGAGACCAAAUCCCGCCUGGACUCUGUCCUCUUGUUGUCCUCUGUCAAUCUGCCUGGAGGAGAGCUGAGGAGAAGAUCAGCAGAAGAUGAGCUCACCAUGAGAGAAUACCUUCAGGAGGGCGAUCUCAUCAGUGCAGAGGUGCAGUCGGUCUUCUCAGAUGGAGCCUUAUCCCUCCACACCCGUAGUUUAAAGUAUGGAAAAUUGGGUCAAGGAGUGCUGGUACAGCUCUCUCCUUCUCUGAUCAAGAGGCAGAAAACCCAUUUCCACAACCUGCCAUGUGGUGCAUCCAUGAUCCUUGGCAACAACGGCUUUGUGUGGUUGUAUCCCACACCUGAACAACUGGACGAAGAUGCCGGUGGAUUCUACACCAGCCUGCAGCCCGUUGGUCUGUCAGAUCGAGAGGUGAUUUCACGGUUGAGAAACUGCCUGCUGGCUUUGGCUGCACACAAGGUCCUGCUGUAUGACACCAGUGUUCUCUAUUGCUAUGAAUUGUCAGUUCAACAUCAGGUAAAGGACAUCUUGAAACCAGAAGUGAUGGAGGAGAUUGUAAUGUUGACCCAACAGAAGCUCUUGGAACAGGAAGGUUAAAGAGCACAGCACGUGGACACGAUCAAGCAGCUAUGUCGACGACUGACCAGCUAUUCAAGGACCGAUUAUCCUUUUUUUUUUCUCCCAAAGAACCAUUCUUGUUGUAACAGUCGUGUUGUACAGCUCUAAGUGUAUUUUUGAUAAUUGAUUGAUUUUUAGGUAUUUCUUUUAAUUCUGCGGCAUUCAGAAAUCUUUAGAGUAACUGUGUUUUACAGAGGCUAGGAGUAAUACUUUGAUAAUGUCUGGUGGAAAAAAAAAUUGUAUGGAAUACAUUUUCUAUAAACUUCAGAACUUCUCAGUGUGCUAUGAUUUGUUGAAUGACGAAGGGAAAAAAAUGUCUGAACCGUUUAGUUAAUAUAUGUAUUAAAUAUUUUCCUAGUAGCAAUAACAAGGUAUGAAUUACAUUAUUCUUACAUACAUUUUCUUAAUUAGGACUGUGAGCUCUGACUGGUUACUAUUAAGUUGCGGAUGAACUGGCGUAAUCAGAGCACUACAUAUUUAUCGAAGGAUUUAUAUUUUAAUUAUAUUGCUUCAUUAGCAGUAAUGGUGUGCACAUUUCUGGGAAUAAAACACUUUACAGUGUCAUCAUCACAGAGGAUGUCCACCAGUAAGGAUUUUUUACAGUACCAAUUGUGUGAUUAAAAUAAAGCUUAUGAAAACACUGUCAUCUUUCAAAACUCUUGAACGUUAUCGACCCGAAAAUUGUUGCGGCGUAGAUGUUUUU